This is a messenger RNA of Emys orbicularis (European pond turtle), 5034 nucleotides long. RefSeq names its product regulating synaptic membrane exocytosis 2 (gene RIMS2). Gene Ontology annotation, molecular function: small GTPase binding; transmembrane transporter binding. Bases 1 to 5034 code for a protein of 1677 amino acids. The record is from RefSeq and is a predicted model, not a curated record. The transcript has 33 exons. NCBI's taxonomy places the organism in Eukaryota, Metazoa, Chordata, Testudines, Emydidae. Gene Ontology annotation, cellular component: cytoskeleton of presynaptic active zone; presynaptic membrane. Gene Ontology annotation, biological process: intracellular protein transport; calcium ion-regulated exocytosis of neurotransmitter; regulation of synaptic vesicle exocytosis.
AUGUCGGCUCCUGUCGGGCCGCGGGGCGGCCCUGCUCCUCCUCAGCCUCCUCCACCUCAGGCCCCGCAGUCGGAGAUGCCCGACCUCAGCCACCUCACGGAGGAAGAGAGGAAGAUCAUCCUGGCCGUCAUGGAGCGGCAGAAGAAGGAGGAAGAGAAGGAGCAGUCCGUGCUCAAGGUCAAAGAAGAACAAAAACCACAACCGACACAGUGGUUUCCCUUUAGUGGGAUCACUGAGCUGGUAAAUAACGUUCUUCAGCCACAGCAAAAACAACAAAAUGAAAAGGAGCCCCAGACGAAAUUGCAUCAACAAUUUGAAAUGUAUAAGGAGCAGGUGAAGAAGAUGGGUGAAGAAUCACAGCAGCAGCAGGAGCAGAAGAGUGAUGCCCCCACGUGUGGUAUCUGCCACAAAACAAAAUUUGCUGAUGGCUGUGGCCAUAACUGUUCAUAUUGCCAAACUAAAUUCUGUGCUCGUUGCGGAGGAAGAGUGUCUUUACGCUCAAAUAAGGUAAUGUGGGUAUGUAACUUGUGCCGAAAACAACAAGAAAUCCUCACAAAAUCAGGAGCCUGGUUCUACAACAGUGGAUCAAAUACACCACAGCAGCCUGAUCAAGAACGUAUUAGAGGGUUGCGGAACGAGGAAGCACCUCAGGAGAAAAAAGCAAAGCUGCAGGAACAGUCCCAGUACCAAGGACCCUCAGGUGACAUAUCCACACCAGCUUUGGACAAAAAUAGACCUCAAGUGCUCACAAGACAAGACUCAAUUAAAAAUGGUUCAGGGGUGAAGCACCAGGUUGCAAGUGACACAACUUCAGACAGGAAAAGAAGCCCAUCAGUAUCAAGAGAUCAGAACAGAAGAUACGACCAAAGGGACGAGAGAGACGAAUAUUCACAGUAUGCUACAUCAGACAGUGCAAUGCCAAGGUCACCAUCAGAUUAUACAGAUAGGCGAUCACAGCGUGGGUCUCAGCUGUACGAAGAACCUGAACUUGGUGACUACAGAGAUUCUAACAGAAGAAGUCGCAGACAUUCCAAAGAGUAUUCUGUAGAGGAAGAUGAGGUGCAGAACAGAGAGGAAUAUGAGAGGCAGAGGCGAGAAGAGGAGUACCAGGCACGAUACAGAAGUGAUCCUAAUUUGGCUCGUUAUCCUGUCAAACCACAACCAUAUGAGGAACAAAUGCGUAUCCAUGCUGAAGUAUCCCGAGCACGCCAUGAACGAAGACACAGUGAUGUCUCGUUGGCAAACACUGAACUGGAGGAGUCCCGGAUAUCUAUGCUGAGGAUGGAACGACCGUCAAGGCAAAGAUCUAUAUCUGAGCGCAGAGCUGCCAUGGAAAACCAACGUUCAUAUUCUGUGGAAAGAACUCGAGAGGCUCAGGGACCAAGUCCCAAUCGUCAGAGGACAACAAAUCAUAGCCCUCCAACACCUAGGAGGAGUCCAAUUCCUCUCGAUAGGCCAGACAUGAGGCGCACUGAUUCAUUAAGGAAACAGCACCAUUUGGAUCCCAGUUCUGCUGUACGGAAAACUAAACGUGAAAAAAUGGAAACCAUGUUAAGGAAUGAUUCACUCAGCUCAGAUCAAUCUGAGUCAGUCAGGCCUCCACCACCAAAGCCACACAAAACAAAAAAGGGAGGUAAAAUGCGUCAGGUUUCAUUGAGCAGCUCAGAAGAAGAAUUGGCUUCUACUCCAGAAUAUACGAGCUGUGAUGAUGUAGAGAUUGAAAGUGAAAGUGUUAGUGAAAAAGGGGACAGUCAAAGGGGAAAAAGAAAAACUAGUGAGCAGGCAGUUUUGUCGGAUUCUAACACCUUAUCUGAGAGACAAAAGAAAAUGGUGUGCUUUGGCUGCCACUCUUUGGAAGAGGACUUGGAAUGGUCUGAGCCUCAAGUUAAAGACUCUGGGGUAGAUACGUGUAGUAGCACAACUCUAAAUGAGGAGCAUAGCCAUAGCGAGAAGCAUCCUGUGACCUGGCAACCUUCCAAAGAUGGAGACCGUCUAAUUGGACGGAUUUUAUUAAAUAAACGACUAAAAGAUGGAAGCGUGCCUAGAGACUCGGGAGCACUGCUUGGACUGAAGGUCGUAGGAGGAAAGAUGACUGAAACUGGUCGGCUGUGUGCAUUUAUCACCAAAGUAAAAAAAGGAAGUUUAGCUGAUACAGUGGGACAUCUUAGACCAGGCGAUGAAGUGUUGGAAUGGAAUGGAAGGCUAUUGCAAGGAGCCACCUUUGAGGAGGUAUAUAACAUCAUUUUAGAAUCCAAGCCUGAGCCACAAGUGGAGCUUGUUGUUUCAAGGCCGAUUGGGGAUAUUCCCAGAAUACCUGACAGUACACAUGCACAACUGGAGUCCAGUUCUAGUUCAUUUGAAUCUCAAAAAAUGGACCGACCAUCUAUUUCAGUGACUUCUCCCAUGAGUCCUGGCAUGUUGAGGGAUGUUCCACAGUUCUUGUCUGGACAACUUUCAAGCCAAAGCCUUAGUAGAAGAACAACGCCUUUUGUUCCUAGGGUUCAGAUAAAGCUGUGGUAUGACAAGGUUGGUCAUCAGUUGAUAGUCACAAUAUUGGGAGCAAAGGAUCUUCCUUCAAGGGAAGAUGGGAGGCCAAGGAAUCCUUAUGUUAAAAUUUACUUUCUUCCAGACAGAAGUGAUAAAAACAAAAGAAGAACAAAAACAGUAAAGAAAACAUUGGAACCCAAAUGGAACCAAACAUUCAUUUAUUCUCCAGUUCAUCGGAGAGAAUUUCGAGAACGAAUGUUGGAGAUUACGCUUUGGGACCAAGCACGAGUUCGUGAGGAAGAAAGUGAAUUUUUAGGAGAGAUUCUUAUUGAGCUAGAGACAGCACUAUUAGACGAUGAACCUCACUGGUACAAACUUCAGACACAUGAUGUUUCCUCAUUGCCACUUCCCCAUCCCUCACCAUAUUUGCCACGCAGACAGCUACAUGGUGAAAGCCCUACACGGAGGUUACAAAAUAAAGGCUUAUAUUCAUAUAAUUCAGGGUCCAAAAGAAUCAGUGAUAGUGAAGUCUCUGACUAUGACUGUGAUGAUGGAAUUGGUGUAGUUUCAGAUUACCGACAUAAUGGAAGAGAUCUUCAGAGUUCAACGUUAUCAGUGCCAGAACAAGUGAUGUCAUCCAAUCACUGCUCUCGGUCAGGGUCCCCUCACCGUACAGAUAGUAUAGGACGGACUAGAUCUUGGUCUCCCAGUGUCCCUCCUCCACAAAGGAAUGUGGAACAGGGACCUCGAGGGACUCGAUCUACUGCUGCACAUUAUAAUACCAUGAACCGAAUGGAUAGACAUCGUGCAAUAGAUGACCACUACUCCCCAGACAGAGAGAGGAGGACUAGGCAGGAGAGAAGAGUGCCUAAUACAUAUUAUGACGACACUACCCAUACUCCUGAAAGGUGGUACAAUGGUGCAAGUUCAUGGGCAGAUCAUGUAGUCAAUGGUUCAGCUGAAAACUAUGGGAAUUGUGAAGCACCAGAUAGACAGCCAUAUCAAAGAUCCAGAUCAACAGAACAACGUCCUGUGCUAGAGCGGACCAACUCCCGCUCCCGAUCCACAGAGCGUCCUGACUCAAACCUCAUGAGGUCGAUGCCUUCAUUAAUGACUGGAAGAUCUGCCCCUCCUUCACCUGCCUUAUCGAGGUCACAUCCUCGAACUGGGUCUGUCCAAACAAGCCCAUCAAGUACUCCAGUAGCAGGACGAAGGGGCAGGCAGUUACCGCAGCUCCCACCAAAGGGGACAUUGGAAAGAAAAGGAGAUGAAGAAAACAAGCAUAUUGGAGAGCAGGGGUCAGAGGUUGAGGCAGGUGGUAUGGAUGUAGAAGAAAGAAAUCGUCAAAUGAAAAUAAGCAAGUACAAACAGGCAGCAGGAUCAGACUCCAGGCUGGAGCAAGAUUAUCAUUCUAAGUAUCGGUCAGGACGGGAUCCUCAGCGAGGCUCAGACAAUAUUUCCAAUAAGUCUUCAGACAGUGAUGUCAGUGAUGUGUCAGCUGUAUCAAGGACAAGCAGCGCUUCUCGUUUCAGCAGCACAAGCUACAUGUCUGUCCAAUCAGAACGACUGAGAGGGAACAAGAAAAUAAGUGUCUUUACAUCCAAAAUGCAAAGCAGACAGAUGGGCACCUCAGGAAAGAACAUGACUAAGAGCACCAGCAUCGGCGGGGACAUGUACACGCUAGAGAAGAAUGAUGGCAGCCAGUCUGACACAGCAGUGGGCACUGUGGGCACCAGUGGCAAAAAACGACGCUCCAGCAUCGGCGCAAAGAUGGUAGCGAUUGUGGGUCUGUCACGAAAAAGCCGCAGCACUUCUCAACUCAGCCAAACUGAAGCCGGUGGUAAGAAGCUGCGGAGCACUGUCCAAAGAAGCACAGAGACUGGGCUGGCUGUGGAAAUGAGAAACUGGAUGACACGUCAGGCCAGCCGGGAAUCUACAGAUGGCAGCAUGAACAGCUACAGUUCUGAGGGAAAUCUGAUUUUCCCAGGUGUGCGGUUGGCCUCUGACAGCCAGUUCAGUGAUUUUCUAGAUGGACUUGGCCCUGCCCAGCUAGUAGGACGCCAAACGCUGGCAACACCAUCUAUGGGUGAUAUCCAGGUUGGAAUGAUGGACAAAAAAGGACAGUUGGAGGUAGAAAUAAUACGAGCCCGUGGCCUUGUUGUAAAACCAGGUUCAAAGACACUGCCAGCACCAUAUGUAAAGGUGUAUCUAUUAGAAAAUGGAGCCUGCAUAGCCAAAAAGAAAACAAAGGUAGCAAGAAAAACGCUUGAACCUCUUUAUCAGCAACUUUUGUCAUUUGAAGACAGUCCCCAAGGAAAAGUUUUACAGAUAAUUGUUUGGGGAGACUAUGGACGUAUGGAUCACAAAUCUUUUAUGGGAGUGGCACAAAUACUUUUAGAUGAACUGGACUUGUCAAAUAUGGUGAUUGGAUGGUUCAAACUUUUCCCCCCUUCCUCCUUAGUAGAUCCAACUUUGGCUCCUCUGACUAGAAGAGCUUCCCAGUCAUCUCUUGAAAGUUCAACAGGACCUUCUUAUGCUCGCUCAUAG